Molecule: messenger RNA, 6403 nt
Organism: Chenopodium quinoa (quinoa)
Lineage: Eukaryota; Viridiplantae; Streptophyta; Magnoliopsida; Caryophyllales; Amaranthaceae
Product: callose synthase 3-like
Exons: 42
Coding region: 237-6101 (1954 amino acids)
Biological process (GO): (1->3)-beta-D-glucan biosynthetic process
Cellular component (GO): plasma membrane; 1,3-beta-D-glucan synthase complex
Molecular function (GO): 1,3-beta-D-glucan synthase activity
Source: RefSeq, a predicted model, not a curated record
CCAUUGCUUUGCUUUAAUUUCUUACUCCUUAAGUAGCUCUCACACUACUUUCUCUCUCUAAAACUGUAUCACUUUCUCUCUCCUAGGGCACACUUUUUUUGUCCUUUCUCUCUCCUCUGUUCUUGCAGUUUUCUCCAUUUUUGAAACUAAUUAAGCUCGAUGCUGCUCUUUUCACUUACUUUUUAGCUCCAUUUUCUGGGAUUUUGAAGUGAAGUAAUUAAGUAAGUAAGUAAAGGAUGGCAUCGCCAUCGACUUCCAGAGGUGGAGGUUCUGAUCAACCGCCAGGAAGGAAGUUGAUGAGGACUCAAACGGCGGGGAAUCUUGGUGAAACCGCUUUCGACAGUGAGAUUGUUCCGUCUUCUCUUGUCGAAAUUGCACCCAUCCUUCGUGUUGCCAAUGAAGUUGAAAAGCAUAAUCCCAGGGUUGCUUAUUUAUGUAGGUUCUACGCAUUUGAGAAAGCGCAUCGUUUGGAUCCCACUUCCAGUGGACGUGGUGUCCGUCAAUUCAAAACUGCACUUCUUCAAAGGCUAGAAAAGGAAAAUGAUCCGACAUUGAUGGGGAGGGUAAAAAAAAGCGAUGCACGGGAGAUGCAAAGUUUUUAUCAGCAUUACUACAAGAAAUAUAUUCAAGCAUUGCAAAAUGCUGCUGAUAAGGCUGAUCGUGCUCAGCUCACAAAGGCGUAUCAAACUGCUAAUGUUCUCUUUGAGGUGUUGAAGGCUGUCAACUUGACGCAAUCAAUGGAAGUUGACCGUGAGAUCUUGGAUACACACAAUAAAGUUGCAGAGAAAACUGAAAUCUAUGCCCCAUACAAUAUUCUUCCUCUUGAUCCUGAUAGUGCGAAUCAAGCAAUUAUGAGAUAUCCAGAGAUCCAAGCUGCUAUGUCUGCCCUUCGUAAUACCAGAGGCCUUCCUUGGCCCAAGGACUACAAGAAAAAGCAAGAUGAAGACAUUUUGGACUGGCUUCAGGCGUUGUUUGGAUUUCAGAAAGAUAAUGUGGCUAAUCAAAGAGAGCACCUUAUUUUAUUGCUCGCAAAUGUUCAUAUAAGACAAGUUCCAAAGCCUGAUCAACAACCAAAGUUGGAUGAACGUGCAUUGACAGUAGUGAUGAAAAAACUCUUCAAGAGCUAUAAGAAAUGGUGCACGUACUUGGACCGCAAGAGUAGCCUUUGGAUGCCGACAAUACAACAGGAAGUACAGCAACGUAAACUCUUGUACCUGGGCCUGUAUCUUCUUAUUUGGGGGGAAGCUGCAAAUCUGAGAUUUAUGCCAGAAUGUCUAUGCUAUAUCUAUCACCAUAUGGCAUUUGAACUUUAUGGAAUGCUUGCUGGAAAUGUUAGUCCCCAGACGGGUGAGAAUGUGAUGCCAGCAUAUGGUGGUUCAGAAGAGGUCUUUUUAAGAAAAGUUGUAACACCUGUUUAUGGAGUUAUUCGACGGGAAGCCGAAAGUAGCAAAAAAGGAAAAUCCAAGCAUGCAGAGUGGAGAAAUUAUGAUGAUCUGAAUGAAUACUUUUGGUCAGUCGAUUGUUUCCGCUUGGGCUGGCCAAUGCGGACACACGAAGACUUCUUUACUUUGACUCUUGAAGAGCGUCGUCGCAAAAUAAAAAGUGAGCCUCGCCAAGAUAAAAGUGGGGAAAACAAGAAUGAUGAAGAUCGUCUUCCUGCUCCAUGGCCUGGAAAAGUUAACUUUGUUGAGAUUCGAUCGUUUUGGCACAUCUUCAGAAGUUUUGACAGAAUGUGGAGCUUUUUUAUUUUGGCUUUGCAGGCCAUGAUUAUCAUUGCUUGGAAUGGCACAGGAGACCCAAGUGCAAUAUUUGAAACAAGAGUUUUCAAGAAUGUACUAAGCAUCUUUAUAACAGCUUCAAUAAUUAAGCUUGUGCUUGCUGUCCUUGAUGUGAUUCUUGGUUGGAAAGCAAGACGAACCAUGUCAUUUCAUGUUAAGCUUAGGUAUAUUUUAAAGGUUGUCUCUGCUGCUGCAUGGGUGAUAAUCAUGCCCGUCACAUAUGCGUAUUCGUGGGACAACCCUCCUCCAGGACUUGCGCAAACUAUUAAAAGUUGGUUUGGGAGCAACGCUCACUCGCCUUCACUGUUUUUUUUGGCUGUUGUUAUCUACUUAUCGCCAAAUAUGCUCUCCGCUGUGCUGUUUAUGUUUCCUUUUGUACGAUCUACUCUUGAAAGAUCUGACUGGAAGAUUGUGAUGCUGAUGAUGUGGUGGUCACAGCCGCGGCUAUUUGUUGGAAGGGGAAUGCAUGAAAGUGCCUUUUCGCUUUUCAAAUACUCGAUGUUCUGGAUCCUCCUCCUCAUUACAAAGUUGGCAUUCAGCUUCUAUAUUGAGAUAAAGCCUUUAGUACGUCCAACACAAGAUAUCAUGUCGAUUCGGAUAAUACACUUUAAGUGGCAUGAAUUUUUCCCUCAAGCAAGGAAUAAUAUUGGUGCUGUAAUUUCACUUUGGGCUCCAAUUAUCCUUGUCUAUUUCAUGGAUACCCAGAUUUGGUAUGCUAUAUUCUCCACAUUGUUUGGAGGUAUAUAUGGUGCAUUCCGUCGUCUUGGAGAGAUCCGUACUUUGGUUAUGUUAAGAUCUCGUUUUCAGUCUUUACCGGGUGCUUUUAACGAACGCCUUAUUCCCGCUGAAAAAACUGAAAAAAAGAAAAAAGGAUUGAAGGCCACUUUCUCUCGACGGUUUCCUGAUAUUCCAUCUAAUAAAGAGAAAGAAGCUGCUCGUUUUGCUCAGUUGUGGAAUCAGAUCAUCACAAGUUUCAGAGAAGAGGAUCUCAUAGAAAAUCGGGAAAAGGACUUGUUGCUUGUUCCCUAUUGGGCUGAUCGUGACAUUGAUCUCAUGCAAUGGCCUCCAUUUUUACUUGCAAGCAAGAUUCCUAUAGCGCUAGAUAUGGCGAAGGAUAGCAAUGGUAAGGACCGGGAAUUGAUAAAGAGAAUUGAAGCUGAUCCUUAUAUGUCAUGUGCUGUCCGUGAAUGCUAUGCUUCUUUCAAAAGUGUUAUUAAGUUCAUGGCUCAGGGGGAUCUUGAGAAAAACUGUAUAGAGAAGAUAUUUGAUGAUGUUGAGAAACAUAUAGAUAAAGGUGACCUGGUCACUGAAUACAAGAUGAGUGCUCUGCCAAACUUGUAUGAGAGUUUUGUCAAGCUAAUGACAUGCCUGCUGAAUAACAAGAAGGAGGAGCGAGAUCAAGUUGUUCUUCAUUUCCAGGACAUGUUUGAGGUGGUGACAACUGAUAUCAUGGAGGAUCCUAGUGUUAUUGAAGAAGUUCAGGAGACUUCAAAUAAUUCAGGAAUGGCAUCCUUUGAGUUAUUUGCACGGGAAGGAGCAAUUAGGUUUCCAAUUGAACCAGUAACAGAAGCUUGGAAGGAGAAGAUAAAACGGCUGUACCUGCUGCUUACUGUGAAGGAGUCUGCUAUGGAUGUCCCAUCAAAUUUAGAUGCUAGACGCCGACUCUCUUUUUUUACAAAUUCACUAUUUAUGGACAUGCCCCCAGCACCGAAAGUUAGAAAUAUGCUUUCUUUCUCUGUCUUGACCCCUUACUACACGGAGGAGGUUCUGUUUUCGCUGCAAGAUCUGGAAAAUCAAAAUGAAGAUGGUGUAUCCAUCCUAUUCUACCUGCAAAAGAUUUUUCCAGAUGAGUGGAGUAAUUUUCUAGAACGUGUCGGAUGCAGUGAAGAAGAACUUUACACUGAUGAACAUGCAGUUCAGUUACGCCUUUGGGCAUCAUAUAGAGGCCAGACUUUGACUCGUACUGUUAGAGGCAUGAUGUACUAUCGUAAGGCUCUAGAACUUCAAGCCUUCCUUGAUAUGGCAAAUGAUAAAGUAUUGAUGGAGGGUUACAAGGCUCUUGAACUGAACACUGAGGAGAAUUCACAGAGUGAAAGAUUGUUGUGUCAAGCUGUUGCUGAUAUGAAGUUUACAUAUGUUGUAUCUUGCCAGCAAUAUGGUAUACAUAAAAGAUCGGGUGAUCCGCGUGCGCAAGAUAUAUUGAGGCUGAUGACAACAUAUCCGUCACUUCGUGUGGCUUAUGUUGAUGAGCUUGAAGACCGGAGUGAAGACAGGUCCAAAAAUAAAGAUAUGAACCAUAUGGUUUAUUUUUCUGCUCUUGCCAAAGCUGUGCCAUCUUCUAAUUCAAAAGAGCAAGGGCAAACUCUAGAUCAGGUCAUUUAUCGGAUAAAACUUCCAGGCCCCCCAAUCUUAGGUGAGGGGAAGCCUGAGAAUCAGAAUCAUGCUAUAAUCUUCACACGGGGAGAAGGAUUGCAAACAAUAGAUAUGAAUCAGGAUAAUUACUUGGAAGAAGCUUUGAAAAUGAGGAAUCUGCUUGAAGAAUUUCUGAUAAAGCAUGGUGGUGUGAGAUAUCCUACAAUUCUAGGACUUAGAGAGCAUAUAUUCACUGGAAGUGUUUCAUCUCUUGCAUGGUUCAUGUCAAAUCAAGAAACAAGUUUUGUCACCAUUGGUCAGAGACUGCUAGCUAACCCAUUAAAGGUCCGCUUCCACUAUGGUCAUCCGGAUGUCUUUGACAGACUCUUUCAUCUUACUAGAGGUGGUGUGAGUAAAGCUUCAAAAGUUAUUAAUUUGAGUGAGGAUAUCUUUGCAGGAUUUAAUUCUACUCUCCGUGGAGGAAAUGUUACUCAUCAUGAGUAUAUCCAAGUAGGGAAGGGAAGAGAUGUGGGGCUUAAUCAAAUUUCGAUGUUUGAGGCGAAAAUAGCCAAUGGCAAUGGAGAGCAGACAGUCAGUCGUGAUAUAUACAGAUUGGGGCAUCGUUUUGAUUAUUUCCGAAUGUUGUCAUGUUAUUUCACCACAGUUGGUUUCUACUUUAGCACCCUGAUUACUGUGCUCACUGUGUAUAUUUUCCUUUAUGGCCGUCUUUAUCUCGUGCUUAGUGGCCUUGAGGAAUCAUUGAACAAUCAAAGGCGAUUUCGGAAUAAUAAGCCGCUUCAAGUUGCUCUGGCUUCUCAGUCAUUUGUUCAAAUUGGAUUCUUGAUGGCAUUGCCUAUGUUGAUGGAAAUUGGUCUGGAAAGAGGUUUUCGAACUGCUCUAAGUGAGUUUGUGUUGAUGCAACUGCAACUUGCUCCAGUUUUCUUUACGUUCUCACUGGGAACCAAGACUCAUUACUAUGGGAGGACAUUGCUUCAUGGAGGUGCAAAAUAUCGACCUACAGGUCGAGGGUUUGUUGUCUUCCAUGCCAAAUUUGCGGACAACUACAGACUGUAUUCUCGGAGCCAUUUCGUGAAGGGAAUUGAGCUUAUGAUUUUACUUAUUGUAUAUGAGAUUUUCGGUCAAUCUUAUAGAAGUCCGGUUGCUUAUAUCUUUAUUACCAUAUCAAUGUGGUUCAUGGUGGGCACUUGGUUAUUUGCUCCCUUCCUUUUCAACCCUUCUGGCUUUGAAUGGCAAAAAAUAGUCGAUGAUUGGACAGACUGGAACAAAUGGAUAAGUAACAGAGGGGGGAUUGGUGUGCCUCCAGAAAAGAGUUGGGAGUCAUGGUGGGAGGAGGAACAGGAGCAUCUUCGCCAUUCUGGCUAUCGCGGAAUUGUUGCUGAGAUACUGCUAUCUUUGCGGUUUUUUAUAUAUCAAUAUGGGCUUGUUUAUCACCUAAAAAUCACAGAACAUACUAAAAGUUUCCUGGUGUAUGGGUUAUCAUGGUUGGUGAUCAUGUUAAUAUUAUUCGUGAUGAAGACUGUUUCUGUUGGACGACGGAAGUUCAGUGCAGAUUUUCAGCUGGUAUUUCGGCUAAUCAAAGGCUUGAUUUUCCUGACAUUUGUCGGUAUUCUGGUUACACUUAUUGUGUUGCCAGGCAUGACAUUGCAGGACAUCAUAGUAUGCAUUCUUGCUUUCAUGCCCACUGGUUGGGGUUUGCUCCUGAUUGCCCAAGCAAUAAAACCUGUUAUUCGUAAGUUUGGAUUUUGGGGUUCAGUGAGGACACUUGCGCGUGGGUAUGAGAUUGUGAUGGGAUUGCUUCUAUUCACACCCGUGGCUUUCCUAGCCUGGUUCCCAUUUGUCUCUGAAUUCCAGACCAGAAUGUUAUUUAAUCAAGCAUUCAGUAGAGGUCUGCAGAUCUCGCGUAUUCUUGGUGGACAUCGUAAAGACCGCACAUCCCGUAACAAGGACUAGCCUUAUUGGAAGUAGACCUAGUCAUGUAUUAAGUUGCAGAUCUACCCUGUUCUGAGUGGCUAGCUGUUGUAAUUAUGGAUUCAUGCAGCAUUUUUGGUAAUUUAAAACAUGGGUUGCCAAUUAAUUGUUUAUCGGAAUCAUGGGAAAAAGUGUUCCUGCAUAUUUGUCAAGGAAUUUGGUUUCUACUUUAGCAUAUUGCAUUAGGUUAGAUAUAAAAUGCAAUAGGUUUAUUUUAUAACUAUUCACAUAAUCACACGUCUUAUCUUGACGGUUUGAAUUACUAACCUAAUUUUUAGAUUCAA